Molecule: messenger RNA, 5828 nt
Organism: Acipenser ruthenus (sterlet)
Lineage: Eukaryota; Metazoa; Chordata; Actinopteri; Acipenseriformes; Acipenseridae
Product: sarcoplasmic reticulum histidine-rich calcium-binding protein-like
Exons: 5
Coding region: 128-3739 (1203 amino acids)
Cellular component (GO): secretory granule
Source: RefSeq, a predicted model, not a curated record
AGCUGGAGACCAUCGCGCUGUGCAGUCACAGUGGAAGCAGACGCAGCGCUUGUUGGUUCGUUACUAGUGAAAUCUUAGGAAAAAAUCCAGAUCGUACGAGGAAGAGGAAGAACUGCGCUGUACCAUUAUGAAGCUCUCAAUUCUUGUUGCUGUCUUUUUAUCUGUAUUGGGAGUUAUCACACCUGUUCCAGUUGGGAAGGAGGGAAGAAGAGAGGACUUGGUGACCCGAUGUAUCGUCGAAGUCUUUUCCAAUGCACUUUCCAAACCAAACGCUCCUCUUGUUGAUCCAGCAUGCAAAGAAAUUCUAAAGACAAGUGCAAAACAUGAGAUGACGGAAAAGAAGAGUAAUGAAGAGCUUGUGAAUUUUGGGGAUUUUGGCAACCAUAAACAAGAACCUGAAGAGGAGUUAAAGAGAUAUCUGGAGGAGCCUAACCUAAAGGAGAAAGAGUUGGAGGAAAAAAGAAGCUUUCAAGAUGACGAGGAUCAAAGACAUGUCAAGGAGAGCGAGGAGAAACGACACCACACAGCAGACAAAAGAAGUGAGGAGACCAGCAGUCAAGAAGAAAAAAUGCACUAUGAUGCGGAAGACAAAAGGCAUUAUUCAGACAGUGAAGAAGAUGAAAUCAGAAAACGUAACCACCAUACAGAAGUUGAAGAAAAGAGACAUACAAGUGAGGAGUAUCCUCUGGAUCUGAGUGAGGAGUUGGAUAAAAUAUCUCAUCAUGGUCAUAAUAAGAGAAGUGGGGAGGAAUCUAUUGAAGAGCAGGCUCAUGGGGAGCAUGAUCAGGAGAUGAGAUCAGAAGAAGAGGAGAGCGAUGCAAGAGAAAAACGCAGAUACAGAAGUCACAGACACUAUCAUAGAAAACACAAAAGGAACUAUUCCUCUGAAGAAAAGAGAAGCAAAGAGUCAGACGAGUCUAACAAGUCUAAAGAGGAAGACGACAAACGACGCCACAACGAGAUUAGAAAUUUUCCAGAGGGAAGCUAUGAAGAGUGGUCAGAUAAGAGACAUCAUUCUGAAGAAAAGAGACACCACACUGCUGAGAAAAGACACCAACCUGAAGAAAGUGAUGAAGAUGAUGAAGAGCAGAAACAUCACCAAAAGGAAAAUAGACAUUAUUUUGAAGAAAGUGAAGAAGAGAAAAGGCAGCACAGUUUUGAAAAAAGACACCAUUCCAAGGAAAGUGAGGAAGAAGAAAAACACCACCACAGUGAAGACAAGAGACGCCAUUCUGAAGAAAAUGAAGAGGAAGAGGCAAAAAGACACCAUGAAGAAAAGAGACAGGUCUCUGAAGUAAGAGAAGAGGAAAAAAGACACAAUUCUGAGGAAAGUGAAGAGGAGGAGGAAAAGAGACACCAUGAAGAAAAGAGACACAAUUCAAAGGAAAGUGAGGAUGAUGAAGGGCACCAUGGCUUUGAGGAAAGACACAAUUCCAAGGAAAGCAAAGAGGAGGAGGAAAAACUACACCAUGAGGAAAAGAGACACCAUGAGGAAAAGAGACACCAUGAGGAAAAGAGACACAAUUCAGAAGAAGGUGAAGAGGAUGAAGGGCGCCAUGACUUUGAGAAAAGACACAAUUCCAAGGAAAGCGAACAGGAGGAAAAACGGCACCAUGAGGAAAAGAGACACCACAAAGAAAAGAGACACCAUGAGGAAAAGAGACACAAUUCAGAGGAAAGUGAGGAGGAUGAAGGGCACCAUGGCUUUGAGGAAAGACAGAAUUCCAAGGAAAGCAAAGAGGAGGAAAAACGACACCAUGAGGAAGAGAGACACCACAAAGAAAAGAGACACAAUUCAGAGGAAAGUGAGGAUGAUGAAGGGCACUAUGGCUUUGAGGAAAGACACAAUUCCAAGGAAAGCAAAGAGGAGGAGGAAAAACUACACCAUGAGGAAACGAGACACCAUGAGGAAAAGAGACACCAUGAGGAAAAGAGACACAAUUCAGAGGAAGGUGAAGAGGAUGAAGGGCACCAUGACUUUGAGAAAAGACACAAUUCCAAGGAAAGUGAAAAGGAGGAAAAACGACACCGUGAGGAAAAGAGACACCACAAAGAAAAGAGACAUGAUUCAGAGGAAAGUGAGGAGGAUGAAGGGCACCAUGACUUUGAGAAAAGGCACCCUUCCAAGGAAAGUGAAGAGGAGGAGGAAAAACGACACCAUGAGGAAAAGAGACACAAUUCAGAGGAAAGUGAGGAGGAUGAAGGGCACCAUGACUUUGAGAAAAGGCACCCUUCCAAGGAAAGUGAAGAGGAGGAGGAAAAACGACACCAUGAGGAAAAGAGACACAAUUCAGAGGAAAGUGAGGAGGAUGAAGGGCACCAUGACUUUGAGAAAAGACACAAUUCCAAGGAAAGCGAACAGGAGGAAAAACGGCACCAUGAGGAAAAGAGACACCACAAAGAAAAGAGACACAAUUCAGAGGAAAGUGAGGAGGAUGAAGGGCACCAUGACUUUGAGAAAAGACACAAUUCCAAGGAAAGCGAAGAGGAGGAAAAACAACAUCAUGAGGAAAAGAGAAACAAUUCAGAGGAAAGUGAGGAGGAUGAAGGGCACCAUAGCUUUGAGAAAAGACACCCUUCCAAGGAAAGUGAUGAGGAGGAGGAAAAACGACACCAUGAGGAAAAGAGAAACAAUUCAGAGGAAAGUGAGGAGGAUGAAGGGCACCAUGACUUUGAGAAAAGGCACAAUUCUAAGGAAAGUGAGGAGGAGGAAAGACGACACCAUGAGGAAAAGAGACACCACAAAGUAAAGAGACACAAUCCAGAGGAAAGUGAGGAGGAAGAAGGGCACCAUGAAGAAAAACAACACCAUUCAGUUGAAAGCCGUCACCAUGAACUAAAGAGAAGCCACUCUGAGGAAAGUGAAGAGGAGGAAGAAAAGCGCCACUACAGUGAAGACAAGCACCAGCACUCUGAAGAAAGUGAAGAAGAGACACAGAAACAUCACAGUCAAGAGAAGAGACAUCAUUCUGAAGAAAGUGAAGAGACAGAGAAACAACAUCACAGUCAAGAGAAGAGACGUCAUUCUGAAGAAAGUGAGGUAGUGAAAGAAAGCCCAGAAGGAUACAGGAUUCGUGAAGAUAAAAGGCAAUACCUUGGAGAAGAUAGUGAUGAGGAGCUAAAAAAGAGACACCAUCCUUAUGAGAAGGCACAUUAUAGUGAGGUAGAAGAAAAUAAGCACCAUGGCGAAGAUAAGAGAUUUCAAAGUCAGGAAGGGGAGGAAGUGCUAAGACACAUUCAGGAAAAGAAACAUAUGGGAGAAGAUGAGGACAAAAGGUUAGCUGGUAAUUCCAGUCCCUACCACAAGGAGGUAUGGUGGGAGAAACAUAAUGACAAAAGAGAAAAUCUAGAAAAUGAAGAGGAAAGACACCAGGAAGAAAAACGUCAUUACCCAGAGGCUGUAGAAGACGACUGGUGGGACAAGAGGAGCGACGGUAUGGAAUAUGGACACCACGGAUAUGAGGAGAAACGGAACAACCUUCUGACCCAUCCCUUUCAAGAUAAAAGGCCAUUCUCUGGUAAUAGAAUAGAUGAACUAGCAAAGCUUUUCAAUUACAAGAAGGCAGUUGACUUUCUUUCUGAGGAGAAGAGAAGUCAUCAUGAGUUUCAGGAAGAAAAGAAAAACCCUCAUCAGAGGCCAUUCACGCAAGAGGAGGAGAAAGAACUUCAGAACCUGGCAUCCAUGGACCUACAGCUGCAGAAAAUAGCAGAGAAGCUUCAUGAAAACCGUAGAGGGUGAAAAGAGAUGAAUGCUACUGUGCACUCCAAAGCUAUUCGGAAAAUGAAUGAGUGUAGAAGAUAAAAUAGUAAACCUGCGUGGUUGUUAUAUACACAACAAAACAGAAAAUAACUACUGUCUACAACAUGUAGUGCUUCAUGCACACUGGAUAUAUUUGUAGUGUGCAGUUUUAAUGUUAUUAACUGGCAUGAGAAUUAUUUAGAAAAUAUAGACACGUUUUCAGCCUGUGCACUAACUACCAAUAACUAUCGUGAAGUGAUUGUUUCUGUUCUUGAGAUAUCUGUUUCAGAGUUUGCAAACAAUAAAAUCCAACAUUCUGGGACCAAACUUUUUUUUUUUUUGGGAAAAGUUUUUUUAUUAAUCAUGACACAGACCCUAAAAAGAGUAUUAUAUACAAAUACACAUACAUACAGUACUUAGUAAAUACCCUGGUAUCUCUGAAUAGAUAAUUGUCUCCUCUAAAAAAAACAUACAAAAUAUUUUAAUUAUUAUUAUUAUUAUUAUUAUUAUUAUUAUUAUUUAUUUCUUAGCAGACGCCCUUAUCCAGGGCGACUUACAAUUGUUACAAGAUAUCACAUUAUUUUUUACAUACAAUUACCCAUUUAUACAGUUGGGUUUUUACUGGAGCAAUCUAGGUAAAGUACCUUGCUCAAGGGUACAGCAGCAGUGUCCCCACUGGGAAUUGAACCCACGACCCUCCGGUCAAGAGUCCAGAGCCCUAACCACUACUCCACACUGCUGACCCAUGAGCAAGACAUGUCACAGGUAGAAUGGUACUCCAAACUAUUCGUUUUCUAGGAAAGCAGUACAACUGGGGAUGGGGAGUUUGUUGCGGGAUAACUUCACUCAGACUUGUUCACUAAAUACCUUGGUAUUUAAUUGACUCCUCUUUAAAAAAAAAGAUGAUUAUCUAUUCAGAGAUACCAGGGUAUUUAGUAAGGGGUCACAGUAAGGAAACAUGGGCAAUACAAUCCCCACCACUAGUCUUGCAGUACCUCGUUUGUUGUUUCCAAACUUUUGAACCCUACCAAUAUAUAUGUGUGUGUGUGUGUGUCCUACUUUUCAGCUUUAGUACCAUUUUGAACCUUCACAGAUUAUUGUGGAGUUGAAGUUUAUAUCGCUGAUUUGGGUUUGCAGCCACUCAAGUCCCUCAUUUUUGUGUGUUGUUACAGGAAUUAUAAAAAUGCUUUCCUUUCUCAUCCCCUCUGGUCUAUGAAUGCAGACCUUUUAAAAGCAUUUCCCUAGAAAAAGCAAUGAAGAAAUAAUGCAGUAAUAAAGCAGUUAGCUAACCAGUAAUGCCAGGGUGCAGCAAACAAAAAGGGUCACCUUUCUUUACAAAAUAGUGAUACAUACUCUGUCUAAUAUUGUGAUAUCACUAGUCACCAGUGGCAGAUAAUAUCUCUUCAACUGACUUUAAAUACAAACUAAGCUGUCUAGCAAAGUAUAAUUAAUGGUAAGUUCUGUAAAACAAUCGUUCUCAUUUGUCUUCACUUGGCCACUGCAGGGAUCAUGGGAGGUGGAAGAAUAGUGCACUUAGUCUGCAUUUUUAAUGCUGUAAUAAGCCACUCCACUGAAAACUCAUGACAGGCAUUUCUUCUUACAAUUAAAACUGCAGUUCCAAGGGAUUUGUUGAUACUUCAUAUGAAUGAAGUAUAACCUAAAGUCCAUGCAAUAUAAAAUGAUAUACACCACUAUAGCUGGACACAUUCAAUAAGCAUUCAUAAAUAAAGACUGACAUAGUUCCCCUGUCAAGUUUAUGUCUUUGCUCCAGCUCUAUUGUAAAGGUGCUAAAUCAGUUAAUUAUUUAAUUUUACCAAUAAAAAUAAAUGUACUUCUGCACCCGUGAAUUAAUUUUCAGAAUUAUGAGCACAGCUGAGCUGAAGACAGACAUGCAAUAGCCACAUUGUUUUAAUGAAUUAGAGUUUGGUAUUUAAGCUUUGCUGGGAACAUUUCGUUUUUUUACACAAUUACGAACAGAAUUAUUAACUGUACCUGAAGCAUGUUGCUAUAAAGGAUGCACAAGGUCUAUUUAAUUGUGUUAAUUAUGUAUCUGGAUCAUGCUGUGGAAUAAAUUUGUUCCUGAUUACAA